Messenger RNA from Trifolium pratense (red clover), 4722 nucleotides. RefSeq names its product disease resistance protein RPV1-like. The transcript has 9 exons. Gene Ontology annotation, biological process: signal transduction; defense response. Gene Ontology annotation, molecular function: ADP binding. Bases 127 to 4068 code for a protein of 1313 amino acids. NCBI's taxonomy places the organism in Eukaryota, Viridiplantae, Streptophyta, Magnoliopsida, Fabales, Fabaceae. The record is from RefSeq and is a predicted model, not a curated record.
UGGAAAUCUAAUUCCAUAUUAUAGUAGCUUCUUUGUGUUUGGUAUUGUGUGUUCCUGAAAACCACGGAGAUUUGUUACGUUGACUUUCUUUGUUGUUGCAAUCAAUUUUGGAGAUUCCAUUCCACCAUGGCUUCCACCAUCAAUGAUUUUGCGUACGAUGUGUUUCUUAGCUUCAGAGGCGAGGAUACUCGCUAUGGUUUCACCGGCAAUCUCAAGAAAGCUCUUGUUGAUAAAGGAGUCAGAACUUUCAUGGAUGACGUGGAGCUUCAAAAAGGGGAUGAAAUCACUCCAUCACUUCUCAAAGCAAUUGAAAAUUCCAAAAUUGCCAUCGUUGUCCUCUCUAAAAACUAUGCUGCUUCCUCUUUUUGUUUACAAGAACUUUCUAAGAUCCUUGAUUCAAUGAAAGUUCAGGGUCGUUUUGUUUUGCCGGUUUUUUAUAAGGUAGGUCCUUCUGAUCUACGAAAGUUAGAAAAGACUUAUGGAGAAGCAAUGGCUAUACAUAUGGCCAACUCCAAUCCUAACAUAGAUAAAUGGAAGGCGUCUCUUCACAAAGUUGCUAAUUUCUCCGGCUUUCAUUACAAGAAAGGGGAUGUGUAUGAGUAUGAGUUUAUUGGAACAAUUGUUGAAGAGGUCUUAAGAAAGAUAAAACUUGUUGCCUUACCUGUUGGUGAUUACUUAGUUGGACUAGAGUCCCAAAAGGAACAUGUGACUUCGCUUUUGAAUGAAGUCAACAUGGUAGGGAUCCAUGGAAUUGGUGGAAUAGGGAAAACAACUCUUGCUCUAGCAGUUUAUAAUUUGAUUUGCCAUCAAUUUCAAGGUUCUUGUUUUCUUGAAAAAGUCAGAGAAAAUUCAGACAAAAAUGGAUUGAUAUAUCUCCAAAAGAUCCUUCUGUCUCAAAUUGUUGGAGAUAAGAAUAUUGAGAUAACAAGUGUGAGACAAGGAAUUUCAAUAUUACAACAGAGGCUCAACCAAAAGAAGGUUCUUUUACUUCUAGAUGAUGUCGACAAUGAGGAGCAAUUACAGGCUAUUGCUGGAAAAUCUGAUUGGUUUGGUCUUGGAAGUAGAGUCAUCAUCACAGCUCGGGACAAACGGUUACUAACAUGUCAUGGGGUUGAACGUACAUAUGAGGUGAAGGGUUUGAAUAACAAAGAUGCUUUUGAGUUGCUUAGAUGGAAAGCUCUUAGAAAUGAAUUUAGUCCAAGCUAUAACGAUUUUUUAUUAGCACAAUUGCAUAAUCCAAAAUUGUAUGCGAACAAAUUAAUUAGACAGAAGACUAACAUAGUUAUUUCAGGUUAUGCGCAUGUUUUAGAACGUGCUGUAGCAUAUGCUUCUGGUCUCCCGCUCGCUUUGGAAGUCAUAGGUUCUCACUUUUUUAAUAAGACAAUAGAGCAAUGUAAAUAUGCACUAGAUCGUUAUGAAAGGGUUCCCGAUAAAAAGAUCCAAACAACACUACAAUUGAGCUUUGAUGCUUUGCAGGAAGAAGAGAAGUCUGUUUUUCUUGACAUUUGUUGUUUCUUCAAAGGAUAUAAAUUGGAAAGGGUCGAACAAAUACUUCAUGCUCAUCAUGGUGUUAUCAUGAAAGAUCAUAUUAAUGUGUUAGUGGAAAAAUCUCUCAUAAAAAUAAGUGAGUCUGGUUAUGUGACAUUACAUGAUUUGAUAGAGGAUAUGGGGAAAGAAAUUGUUAGACAAGAAUCACCGGAAGAUCCUGGAAAACGCAGUAGGUUAUGGGCCUCUAAAGAUAUAAUUCAAGUUUUACAGGAAAAUACGGGAACAAGUAAAAUUGAAAUCAUACAUUUGAACCGUUGGAAUAUUGAAGUAGAAUGGGAUUCCAAAGCUUUCAAGAAGAUGGGAAAACUCAGAACACUCAUUAGUAGCAAUGUUGAUUUAUCCAAAAGUCCCAAAUAUCUUCCCAAUAGUCUCAGAGUAAUGGAAUGGUACGAUUGUCCGUCAUCAAAUUUACCAUUUGAUUUUUAUCAGAAGAUUGAUAAAUCAGUUGGUUAUUUAUGUAAUCUUAAAAUUUUGAGAAUUAUAAGAUGCAUGAAAAUCAGGAUUAUUCCACCUCUCCUGUUAGCUUCUCUAGAAGAACUUAAUAUAUCAGAUUGUACAAGUCUCGAGACUUUUUCACCUGUAGUUGAUGGAUUUGUGGAUAAACUUAAAACCAUGAGUAUUAGAAGCUGCAUCAAGCUAAGGAGUAUUCCACCUCUCAAGUUGGCUUCUCUAGAAGAACUCGAUCUUUCAGAGUGUUAUUGUCUUGAGAACUUUCCACAUGUGGCAGAUGGGUUGUUGGGUAAACUUAAAACAAUGAGCCUUAGAUGUUGCUUCAAGCUAAGGAGUAUUCCACCUCUUAAGUUGAAUUCGCUAGAAAAACUUGAUCUUUCACGUUGUUAUAGUCUCGAGAGUUUUUCACCUGUGGUGGAUGGGUUUCUUGGAAAACUUAAAACCCUGCUUGUUACAAGUUGUCACAAUCUCAUUAGUAUCCCACCUCUCAAGUUGGAUUCUUUAGAAGAACUUGAUCUUUCACAUUGUUAUAGUCUUGAGAGUUUUCCACCUGUGGUAGAUGGGCUGGCGGAUAAACUUAAAACCAUGAGUAUUAGAAAUUGCAUCAAAAUUAGAAUUAUUCCACCUCUGAUGUUGUCUUCUCUAGAAAAACUCGAUCUUUCAAAUUGUACUAGUCUCGAGAGUUUUUCACCUGUGGUAGAUGGGUUGAUGGAUAAGCUUAAAAUCAUGAAUGUUAGAAGUUGCAUCAACCUAAGGAGUAUUCCACCUCUCAAGUUGGAUUCGCUAGAAAAACUUGACCUUUCAAAUUGUUAUAGUCUCGAGAGUUUUCCACCUGUGGUGGAUGGGUUUCUUGGAAAACUUAAAACCUUGCUUGUUACAAGUUGUCACAAUCUCAGGAGUAUUCCACCUCUCAAGUUGGAUUCUUUAGAAGAACUUGAUCUUUCAUGUUGUUAUAGCCUCGAGAGUUUUCCAAGUGUGAUGGAUGGAUUGUUGGAUAAACUUAAAUUCUUGAAUAUUGAACAUUGUAUCAUGCUUAGGAGUAUCCCACCGCUCAGGUUAAGUUCGUUGGAAAAGUUCAAUCUUUCAUAUUGUCUAAGUCUCGAGAGUUUUCCAAAAAUAUUGGGAGAGAUCAGAAAUAUACCAGGACUUCUCUUGUAUGAAACUCCCAUAAAAGCAUUUCCAUUUCGGAAUCUUACUCCGCCUCCAACAUCAUAUCCAUGUAAAUGUGGAAUUGCUCAAUUUCCAAAUAGAGUUGUGGCGAUGUCAAUGCUUGCCGAAUUUACCAUCAUGGGUGAAGGAAAAGUGAUCCCAAUGCAAUCUUCACAUGUAGAAUAUAUUUGUCUCAGGAACUGUGAACUUUCAGAUGAAUAUCUAUCAAAAAGUCUCAUGUUGUUUGCAAAUGUGAAAGAAUUACACCUAACCAACAAUCAAUUCACAGUUCUUCCUAAAUCAAUUGAAAAAUGUCAUUUUUUAUGGAGACUUGUCUUGGAUGAUUGUGAGGAACUUCAGGAAAUUAAAGGGAUUCCUCCUUGCUUAAGAAUGUUAUCUGCACUAAACUGUCAAUCGUUGACUUCGUCAAGCAAAAGAAAAUUACUAAAUCAGGAAUUACACGAGGUUGGAAACACUUGGUUCCAUUUGCCACGAGCAAAGAUUCCAGAGUGGUUCGACCACCAAUGCUCGGAAGGAUUAUCAGUUUCUUUCUGGUUUCGUAACAAGUUUCCUGACAUAAUUCUCUGUGUUGGUUCUCCAUUGACAUGGUUCCCUAAUCAUCUACAUCGUGUAAGGGUGAUCAUCAAUGGCAAUACAUUUUUCUAUACACAUGGUUUAAAUAUAGGUUGCUCACUGAAGAAAAUGUAUCAUUUACAUCUUUUUCAUAUGAAAAUGGAAAAGUUCAAUGAUAAUAUGGAUAAAGCACUUUUAGAAAAUAAGUGGAACCAUGCAGAGGUUGACUUCGGAUUCGCAUUCCAGAAAAGUGGAAUCCAUGUAUUGAAAGACAAAAGCAACAUGAAAGAUAUUCGAUUCAAUGACCCAGAAAAUGAUGCUAACAUUGUGUUACGCCCGGGAUGUUGAAGCAGAAGAGAGCAUUGGUCACUCUUUUUUUAACUGCUUUUCUCAGGGUACUGAUAUUCCAGAAGCCACUCUACCAGAGCCCUUUAGCCAAAAUUCUUGUAACUUGAUUUUCAAAGACGGACCUGUAAAUUUGUCAACGGAACUUUCAUCAACUUACAGUGACGUUGAACUGUCGCUGAACAACUUACAUUUGAGUCCAUCUUUUAGAAAACAUUUUUCGCAGAAUCUAAAAACUCGCUGUCAUCCAAUUAAUCUGACUGCCUUGACCACCAAGGAAGUGAAAGCACAUUGCAGAAAGAACGCACACAACUGUCUGAUUGUGUCAGUAAUCUUAACGCAGAAAGAGGCAAGCAGAAGGAAUUACCCUCAAUGUGUUUUCAACCAAAUGUUAUCAAUAUACACCAGUACAUAAGAUCUCCCCACCAUGUUCUGAAAGCCCUGAUUGGAAAAUUGUCUCCGGUACUGAUAGUUUGUUGACACGGACACCUACACUGUUAGCACCUGAGAGAUUGGUGCUUGGUUCUGAUGUUAAGCUUUAAAAAAUGACUGGUCAGGCAGUGGUGAUUUGGACAAUAGAGUAGAGGAUGUUCUGAGGAUUUCAAAUGUUUUGAUUCUGUUUCCCUACUUCAGAAGGGACAAGAGAACCUUUAUCAU